CAAAUGAGUAAUUGGGCCAGAGUGGUCAUCUCAUUUGCUCGUUACCAUCGCAUAUGGGCAGUAUUAGACGACGGUGUCCAAGAUUGGACUGAUCCUUCCAAUCCUUGGCAUUCGUUGUUCCACAACCCGCGCAUAAAAAGGACCCUGACGAGGGGCAUUCAAUCUCACAUAUUUACCCAACUACACGCGACUGGUGUCUUUCAACGGGAACCGGGCAAGGUAACGUCGCUCGUUUACUGGGAAUCUAGAAAUAAAUGGGGAGAGGUCAUGUGGGACUGGAUCGACAAGACAGGCCAAAUGAACACCAUCUUGACUGCCUAUGAAUUAACGGAACUGGAUAGUCUUUCACCAAUGAAAGGCGCUCCGAUUUCCCUGUUCGUUGCUGUCAUUAAUUAUUUAAGGGAGAGCGGUCGUGCCCAGCUUAUUGGCGGUGGCGAAGACACUGGUGUCCGUUUCCUCACCCCAUAAGCUACCGAUGAACUAUGAAGAAGGGGAGUUAUCGAGGUAUAAUUAAGGCAGGAUUUCACGAAUGUGAGGUCGCUGUGGACUAUGGGGGCGGGUGUGUGUGAGGCGGAGGUAGGGCUAUCAGGGGUUGAAAAUGUUCAGUCCGAAUCGCUCUGGUCGGCAAGGAAUGCCAUGAUACUCCUAGAAGCUGAAGGCUUGUAGAUUCAUUGGGAUUUUGCAUGCGGUGGAGAUUUUACGGUGUUCUACCUUAGUCAUGUUCCCUUCGGAGUCACUCUCGUCAUCGUCUCCGGCUUGAGAUGAUCCAGAUUGCUGAGCGUUGACGCCUUUCGAUCGUUCAAAUCGAAUGACGUCG
This is a messenger RNA of Cantharellus anzutake, 817 nucleotides long. Its product is annotated as ESCRT-II complex subunit-domain-containing protein. The transcript has 3 exons. The record is from RefSeq and is a predicted model, not a curated record. Gene Ontology annotation, cellular component: ESCRT II complex. The coding region runs from base 4 to 468 and encodes 154 amino acids. NCBI's taxonomy places the organism in Eukaryota, Fungi, Basidiomycota, Agaricomycetes, Cantharellales, Hydnaceae. Gene Ontology annotation, molecular function: structural molecule activity; protein homodimerization activity. Gene Ontology annotation, biological process: protein transport to vacuole involved in ubiquitin-dependent protein catabolic process via the multivesicular body sorting pathway.